GGCCACCACGUUGGCUACUAACGGCAAGAUGAUGGACCGAGACGAAGCACGCCUCAUUGAAGAGACGAACGCGCUCUUGCGGCUCACAGGCUUUGGCGACCGGACCUUCAAGACCGUGCCUGAGCUCGUGGCCAGCGUCUCCUCAAUGAGCGUCGCGCUGUACGAGCGCCUCUUUGAGCUGCGUCUUGAGAACGUCGUUCGUGAGCCCAAGACAAUCGCCGACUACAGCGAGAACGCUCAACGCGUUGUUGAUGCGCUCGCCGCCGCCAUGCUCUCGGACGACCUCGCCAACGUGACCGGCGUUAAAGUGUGUACUGGCGACUUGGCCGCGAUCCGGGACCUUGUCCGCGUCCUCACCCACGUGUAUCAAAUGCUGCGCCGCUCCCAGCGCAACGACGACGCGUCCAGCGAGAGCGACCGCAGUCUCCACGAGACCUACUACAUCAAGCGAUCCAAGAAACCGACAGCGAGCAAGCGCGCCAAGCGACCGCCGGACGACGAGACGGGGCUCUUGACCACGCAAGCGUACGGCCGGUACGUGCCCAUGCCCAGCGCGUCGUCGUCGACACGCAGCAGUCGACGCGCGUCCGUAGCAUCUGCGUCCAGUGCAUCAUCGUCAGCGUCAUCGCGCAACCCAAAGCCGAGUCAGACGCGGCGCGGCUCACCGCCCAGCGCAGCCUUUGGCAGCGUCUCUUCCGUCUCGUUCACGGGCAGCGAAAAGGGCGAGCUCGACGAUACGUCCAUCUUUAGCUUUCAUCCAGACGACGAAGACGAGGAGGAGCAUGCGAAUGCGACAGAAGGACCCGGCGACGAGAACGAGCACGUCGAACCGGACGAGAGUGACACGCCGUUGCCUCUGCCUUUACCCGUGCACGCAGCCGAACAUCUGCGAAAAGCGAGUCCUCCACCGGCGCCGGUCGCCACAGCCAUGAACCGAAGCGGCGAUCGAUCCAGCCUCCCUGCCAAGCUCCGGCUCGAGGACAUGCUGUCGUACGGCGGGGUCUCCAUGGCGUCGUCUUUGCGGACAUCGGCGUCUGCGUUGCCUCCAAAACGACUGCAGCCGCAACCCCUCCUUGGCGCGACCGAGCGACUGCACCAAGCGCGGUACAAGGCUGUUCUCAGCGACCACGUGCACAGCCUGCGCCACCGGGAAAAGCAAGAGCACGACCGGCUCGGGCGUGCGCUGCAGCAGCAACAGCAUACGCAGCAAGUCGAACGCAUUCGCGCCAUCAAGAUCCACCACGAGCUUCGGCGCCAGCGCAUUUCGCUCGGGUUGGACCAAAAGCGUGUCGAAGAGAAGCACCUGAAGCAGACCAUGGACUCGCUCCUCGAGAUGGAGCGCGAGCGCGUGCGUCAAGAGCACGAGGCGACGGCCGCCGCCCUCCAUACGAUUCAACAAGACCACAAGAAGAAGGAGGCCGCGCUCGAGACCUUCUAUGCCCAUCAAAUGGAGUUGGCCAAGGAGCAGCGCGAGCGGGAGGUCCACGACCGGUCUCUCCUCGAACAUGCCCACCGACUCGCCUCGGAGAAGCUCUUGCGGGAGACGCGGCUCCAGCGGGAGAAGGAGCUCCAGGAGAUUAUGGCCCAGCGCCAGCACUUGGCCCAAGUGCAGCAGUUUCGCCAAGAGCGUCGCCUUGACGCGUACAUGGUCGCCUCCAAGAAGGCGACGCCCGUCCUGCACCUCGAUGUCCAGAAGAAGGUCAAGGACCCCUUCCACGCGGCCGCAAUGCAGGCCAAGACAGCGAGAACGACAACGUACAGUCGCAGCAACGUCGUUCGGCGCAUCUAUGGCAGUGCGAAAUAG
This is a messenger RNA of Saprolegnia diclina VS20, 1804 nucleotides long. RefSeq lists its product as hypothetical. Lineage: Eukaryota; Oomycota; Saprolegniomycetes; Saprolegniales; Saprolegniaceae. The transcript is spliced from 6 exons. The record is from RefSeq and is a predicted model, not a curated record. Gene Ontology annotation, cellular component: centrosome; spindle pole. Bases 29 to 1804 code for a protein of 591 amino acids.